GCUCGGGCGAGUGCUCUCGUUUGGGUCCGCGACACUGAUCGGGGCUGGUUUGCUUUUUCCCGGGUGAAACCUGCAACCGGCCAUAGAAUAGAAUCUGGGAACAUGGAAACUAUAGCUGCUAAUCCUCCUGGAGGAUCAAAUGGCUUGGAAGAACCCAAGAAGAUGACAAGAGAAGAUUGGAGAAAGAAGAAGGAAUUGGAAGAACAACGAAAACUGGGAAAUGCACCAGCUGAAGUCGAUGAAGAAGGAAAAGACAUCAAUCCUCAUAUUCCCCAGUAUAUUUCCUCAGUACCAUGGUAUAUAGAUCCUUCAAAAAGGCCUACACUGAAACAUCAGAGACCUCAACCAGAGAAACAAGAAGAAUUUACAUUACUAGGAGAAUGGUAUAAGCGAGGAGUUAAAGAGAAUGCUGUUGCAACCAAAUACCGUAAAGGUGCUUGUGAGAACUGUGGUGCAUUGACUCAUAAGAAGAAAGAUUGCCUAGAGAGACCUAGAAAAGUUGGAGCAAAAUUUACAGGAACUAACAUUGCACCAGAUGAGCACAUGCAGCCUCAAUUGAUGUUUGACUAUGAUGGGAAAAGAGACCGUUGGAAUGGUUAUAACCCAGAGGAGCAUAUGAAGAUUGUAGAAGAAUAUUCGAAAGUUGAUCUAGCUAAACGCACACUCAAAGCUCAGAAACUGCAGGAAGAACUGGCUUCAGGAAAACUGACAGAGCAAGUGAAUUCUUCACGUCAUCGAUGGGGAGAAGAGGAACUAAAUUUACAAACGGAAAGAGAUCAUAACAGUGAAGAUGAAGACGAAGACAAAUAUGCAGAUGACAUUGAUAUGCCUGGACAGAAUUUUGACUCCAAAAGACGCAUUACAGUCCGAAACUUGCGUAUUCGAGAGGAUAUUGCCAAAUAUCUACGGAAUCUAGACCCCAAUUCUGCCUACUAUGAUCCUAAAACCAGAGCAAUGAGGGAGAAUCCUUAUGCUAAUGCAGGAAAGAAUCCAGAUGAAGUCAGUUAUGCAGGAGAUAACUUUGUACGUUACACGGGGGCCACCAUUUCCAUGGCCCAAACUCAGUUAUUCGCCUGGGAGGCCUAUGAAAAAGGCUCUGAAGUUCAUCUUCAAGCAGAUCCUACAAAACUUGAACUCUUGUACAAAUCUUUCAAAGUGAAAAAAGAAGACUUUAAACAUCAGCAGAAAGAAAGCAUCUUAGAGAAGUAUGGAGGCGAAGAACAUCUGGAUGCCCCACCAUCUGAACUGUUACUUGCUCAGACAGAAGACUAUGUGGAGUAUUCUAGACAUGGAACAGUUAUUAAAGGUCAAGAGAAGGCUGUUGCUCGCUCCAAGUAUGAGGAGGAUGUAAUGAUCAACAACCACACAUGUAUUUGGGGUUCUUACUGGAAAGAAGGAAGAUGGGGAUAUAAAUGCUGCUACUCAUUUGUCAAGUUUUCGUAUUGUACAGGAGAAGCUGGAAAGGAAAUUGCUAAUGCCAGUGAAGAAUUGCCAAGUGAGGUGCAUGAGGAUGAGCAGUUAACCAAACCCAAAACUCUAAUGGAGAUACACCAACAAAAACAAAAGGAAGAAAAGAAGAAGAAAAAGAAAAAGCAUAAGAAGAGUACAAGUUCUGAUAGUGAGGGAGAAGACAGAAAGAAACAAGAAAAACUGAAAAAGGCACUGAAUGCAGAAGAAGCCCGUCUCCUUCAUGUGAAAGAAAUCAUGCAAUUAGAUGAGAGAAAGAGACCAUAUAAUAGCAUGUACGAAAACCGAGAACCAACAGAGGAGGAAAUGGAAGCUUACCAAAUGAAGCGCCAGCGACCAGAUGACCCCAUGGCCUCUUUUCUGGGACAGUAGUUUUGGGCAAAAGACUUGCAAGCUCAUAGGACUUGUAUAUAGGUGUCUAAACAGAUCAAUGUUGUAUGUGUGUCACUUUCCCUAAGCAAGUUGUCAACUGAUGUCCUGUUCUUUCGCAUCAUACUUACAUAUGGCCCACCCAGCCUAGAGCUCUCUGAGCAGAAAAAAAGUUUUUUGUUGAGCAGGUUUGCUCAAGUCCUUGUAAAUUAUAAUGCUGAAUGAAUUUCUGAAUUUUAAAAAAAACUAUAUUGAUGAGAAGAGUCAGUAGAUAUUGCAAACAUCAAACUGCACACAAUUGAUAGUCUGUUUCAAAAAUACAUAAUUGUUUACUUCCCUGAAUAGAUUAAAGCUGACUUUGAGGAAAACUAUCUGAAUCUUAAUAGAAUUGCACAAUUCUGAAA
Molecule: messenger RNA, 2240 nt
Organism: Notechis scutatus (mainland tiger snake)
Lineage: Eukaryota; Metazoa; Chordata; Lepidosauria; Squamata; Elapidae
Source: RefSeq, a predicted model, not a curated record